ACCCGGUCCUGCAGAUGCCACUGGAGGAGCGGGUUCCAACGCCCGGGCCGAAGCCGGCACAGAGGAGUGGAAACCGGGUGUCACCGCGGGGGCUUUCGCGCCGGCCCGGCCCAGGGAACCAGCCGCCCUCUCCCCCCGGGGCCAUGCCCCGCCCCGGGGGGAGAGGGGUCCGGGGGGGAGGGCCGCCUUCAUGCUGGUGGACCCCCUCGCGGGGCCGCUGUCGGCCGGGGCCUGCCGCUGGGACUGCUGUCUAAAGCCGCCUGGGCCAGAAGCUCCUCGUCGAUGCCCUCCAAGACGCCCAAGCCCAAGGCCGCGUCCCAGCCUUCGUCCUCCGCUGCGGCGCGCGCUGCCAGCCGGGAGAACCAAACGGCCGCCACGCAAACGCUGUCCCCGGGCGCCAGCAGCGCCAACCUGUCCAGCAGCAACCCCAGCUCCGACGCGGAGGAGCCAAUGAGCAGCCUCCCCGCCUGGGACCUGCCCACCAUCCCGGAGUCUCUGCUGUCCACCCUCGGCGACCACGACAUCACGCUGCCCGACAACAUCACCAGCCCCUUCUCCACCCACCAGUGGAACACCACCGCCCCCGGGCGCCCUGGGAACAGCUCCAAGCAGAGCUCCACCUCCCCCACCCCCACCUCCUCCACCCCCACCUCCCCCAUCACCUCCCCCACCACCUCCACCACCACCUCCUCCACCUCCAGGAUGCACCUGACUCCGCCUCUCGCUGUCACCACCACGGCCGCACCACCGCCUCCUUCCACCGGGGGCACCACCCUGCGGGCCCCGCUGGCGUCCCCCACGGCCCCGGGGCCCCGACACACGGGGGCCGCCGGCAGCCGCCAGUCGGCCUCGGUGACCGCGGCGACGCCUCCUCCUCUGACGACGCCCCCACCCGCUGCGAACGGGUCACGGGGCGCCGUGGCGGGAACGGGCGGGCCGGCCCCGACGUCUGCCCCCCCCGCCGCCGUGAGCACGCAGCGGGCCCCCGCCGGCCCCCCCGCCUCGGAGGCCCCCCCCGCCGGACCGGCAGCCUCCCCGACCAGCCCCGUUACCGUGACGACCACCACGGCCGCCAUGGCGACCUCCCCCCCAACCACCACCGCCGCUACAACCACCACCACCACCACGCCUCCAACCACCACUGCUCCCCCCACCACCACCACCACCCCCACCACCGCCGCCACCACCACCACCACCACCACCACCACCACCACCACCACCGCCCCCACCACCGCCCCCACCACCACCACCACCACCGCCGCCACAACGACCAGACCUGCGCCAACGACGACCAGUACGACCACCACCACCGCCGCCGCUGCUACGACCAGCACCCCCAGCAGAACCACCACCAGCGCAAAGACACGCACCACCAGCGCAGCCGCCAUCCCGGAGCGGACCACGCCGGCUCUGCCCACCACCACGGAGCCUCCGCCCAGUGCCACCUCCGAGGAAGGGGCGCUGCCCUGCAACAUCACCGAGAAGUACUGGCUCAAAACGGUGCUGUCCAUCCAGUUGCGCCGGAACCGCCUCGAUCUGAUCCUGAAGCAGAAUCUGGCCAAAGGGCUGAGCCACGCCCUGCAGCGAGCGCUCAACGACACCAACGCUAGUGCUCAGAUGGAGCAGGACGCCUGCAGCCCCUACAACGUCACGCUGGCCUACUACGUCACCAGCGGGAAAACCAUCUACAUCGCCUCGCUGGUGGUGGAGGCCCUGAACGUUUACGGCUUUGACAAGCUGCUGUCGGACAUCAGGCAGCACACCCCGUUGGUCAAGGCCGUGCUGGUUCCAGUGGCCACAUGGCUGCCGGCCCCCAGUGUACAUCUGCAGCUGAAAACAGUGCUGCGCUUCAUCGGCCCCACGGACAACAUCUACUCCUGCAGCUUCGUGCAGAUGCUGGAGCAGCGGCUGGAGAACGCCUUUGACGAGGCCCAGGACAAAGUGCUGGAGACCUACAGCCGCCUCACCGUGGAGAUCCAGAGUGUGUCCCAGGUCCCUGCCUCCCCCUCCGUGGCGGUGGUGUACGUGGUGCGGAACCAGGACGCCUUGCUCAACGGCACCAUCUCCAGCGGCCUCCUCAACCAGCUGACCGCAGAGCUGGUGGGAUACUUCCUCUUCUACCCCCCCCUUCUCAUUGCCGAGCCCCUAGAAUACCACAACCUGAACACGUCCGCGGCGACAAAGAGCUAUUGGGUGAUCACAGUGAUCCAGGAUGUGGACACCGGUUCCCUGGAGACCAGCUACCAGAGCUUCGCCAGCCUGAUGGAGCGUCUGGCCGAGCUCUUCCUGGUGGCGGGGCGUCAGGGCGCCCAGGUUGGCCCGCGUCCGCAGGGCCUCCAGCGUUGGGGGCGAUACACCGUACAGAUGGUGAGCAUGCGUCGCCUGGCAGGACCCAAGGACCCCGCGGAGAUGACCUACUACGCCCAGCUCAACGGAGAGCCCAUCCUGGGCACGGCAGCCGCCAAGACCCUGAGCACCCUGGACUCCCAGACCAUGGCCCUGACCCUGGGCUACUUCGUACAAGUACAGGCCGAACCUGUAGUGAAGACUCCUCCUAACCUGUGGCUGCUGGCCGUGAUGACCCCUGUAGCGCUGCUGUUGGUGGUGUUGGGCAUGGUGGCCUUCAUCCUCUGCAAGAGGAACCGGGUCAUCUUCAAGACCAGCGCCUUCAGGACCUUCAAGACCCGCUCCAAGACCUCGUAUCGAAGGGAAGGCAGUUACCACCAUCAGCCAGUCCAAGGCUUUGACUACGCCAAGAAGCACAUUGGUCGGCCCGGGGAUGAAACCACCUCUGUUACCAAGGAAACGCUGUUGCUGGCCCUCCCGGCGCGGGAUGCUCCACUGUCAUUGGAGAGGAAGGCCUACCAGGAUGGGACAGCCAAUAAGAGGCCUUCGUCCACUGACAUGCACAAAGGAGGGCGGUUGCCGAGCGAGGAGGGCGGCUCCAUGUCGAGCGAUGGCUCCGGGAAGCUCAACACGGGGAAGUCGUCAUCGACGCGCAGGACCCUGACAGCGGGCAGCGUGGUCGGCAGCAGUAUCAAGACGAAUGGCAAGGAGGAGCUCCACAAGAGAGGCAAUAACGAUCCUUACGAGGACCACUCCGGCUCGCUGCGUCUGAUCACCAUCAAGCCCAUGACGGCCCAGCCGACCUACUCCUACCCCUCCUCCUCCUCCCACAGCCAGGACUCAGUGGUCGUCAACGGGGAGUCCAACCACAGCGGGCUGAAGCAGAAGUCUGACAUCGAGCACUACAGGAACAAGCUCCGUCAGAAGGCCCGGAGGAAGGGCUACGGGGAGUUCUCGCUCUCCGGCAGCGGCAGCCACGCCCACGGCCAGCGGGACGCUCGGCACGGUCGCCACGACAACGGGCUCAAGGAGCCGAUGACGGCGGAGGAGAAACGGGCCUCCUUUGCCGGAUGCCAUAAAGGGUACUCCCAGCGCGAGCCAGCCUACUGGAGCCGGCAGUCCCUGAGCAGCUCCAGUCCGCUGGAGACGGAGAUGGACCUGCUGCUGCUGCGGGAGCGCUCGCGCAGGGGCAUCCGCAACAACGGCUACGACGCGGAGGCAGAGCCCUUCGAGGAGACCAACGUGGACCGCCUCAUGACCUCGCUGGGCUUCGGCGGCGGCGGAACGGGCAGCACCAGGAACGGCAGCUUGGGGGUCAAGGGUCACCGCGGUUCUGACUCCUCCACACUCAGCUCCCAGCCCUCAAUCGACGAGGUCCGCUCGCAGAUGCACAUGUUGCUAGGCAACGCCUUCAGCCUAGGCCCCCCGGACCACGACCCCCCGUCGCCGCCGACGACGAGCAGCCACCAUCGCUACAACCCCCACGCCCACACCGCCUACAACCCGGCCCACAGCGCCCCCUACUGCGGGGGGGUGACCAGCGCCCCCGGCACCAUGAACCUGCCCUGCGGGGGGCGCCAGAGGAGCGCGCCCGGCUAUGGGGACAUGCACCAAUGUAGCCUGCCCAAACCGGGGUUCAGGUUCACCCAGCUCCCCGACAUGGGCGUCGGACCCCCCCCCCCACUGAUCCCCUCGCGGCCCGGCCCCCCCCCGGGAACCUCUGUGAGGCGAUCCACUCCAGAUGUGAGUUUGAAACCCCGCCUGGCUGAGACCCCUGAGCAGCACAACGGGGUCCCCUACCCCCCGCCCUCCCGCACCCCCUUUCCUGCUGUCACCGUGGACCAGUCCAUCAGCAGCUACUCAGGGAACCCGAUGACCGCCGUCUACGCCAUCUCCGCCAACCGCCCGGGCUACUCGGACUACUACGUCAUGUCCCCGCCCGCCUCCUACCGCAGUCCCUCCUGGAUGUCCUACCCGCCUGAGCAGGAGGACCUGCCCCGGCAGUGGAGCGACACCCCCAACUCCCGCCACCUGGAGACGAUCUGCUGAAGUCCAGAUGUUGCAUUAACAGCUGCUUUCUCGACGUCCGUUUGGCCAUAGGACUCCUCUUCGCCCUGAAGACUUCGUUAAGCUCUCAUGACGCCAUGACACCCCCGGAACGCACUGGGCUGCGCUCCUCUGAAAACAAAAACAAUGCCUAGAGCUCCAGCGCCCCCCCCAGGUCAUGCCCCUUUCACUGAUCACCCCCCCCCCCCCCCCCGACAACCACCACAAUACGGCACCUCCAAAGCCCCCUGAUCCAGAGAUCAAGAUCCCCUUUUCUAACCAAUGUGAAUACUCAGCCAUAACCGACUCUUUAGGUGUUUAGCUCUCUCUCUCUCUCUCUCUCUCUCUCUCUCUCUCUCUCUCUCUCUCUCUCUCUCUCUCUCUCUCUCUCUCUCUCUCUGUCUCUGUCUCUGUCUCUGCCUCUGUCUCUCUUUCUCUCUCUCUCUCUCUCCCUCCCCCUGGCCUCUCGCUCUCCCUCUCGCUCUUGCUCUCUCCCUCCCUCUCUCUUCCUCUCCCUCUCCCUCUCCCUCUCCCUCUCCCUCUGGUCUCUCUUGUUUCUCCCGGAGCCCAUGGACCUCAGAGCACAGCUGGGUCCCCACUGCAGAGCUCUUAGCUCCACCCCAGAACUCCUGACCUCUGACCCUGACUGCAGUGACCUCUGACUGCAGUGACCUUUGACCCUGACUGCAGUGUGCUGUGUGAGACUGGACCGCUCCUCUUCUCCUGGCCCAGCCUAUGAGAGGCUCCGGUCUGCAGGAAGGGGAGGGGCUUCUGCCAUGGUCAGGAACAGUUCAGUACCAGCACACAAGAACGCUUUACAAUGGGAACACAUGGGCCCCUAGCCCAGACCCCCUGGCUCGGCCCCGGAGCCCCUGGCCCGGCCCCGGAGCCCCUGGACUGGCCCUGGAGCCCUGGCCCGGGACCCCCUGGCCUGGCCGGGACCCCCAGCCCGGGCCCCUGGUCCUCACUCUGUAGAGUUACUGCCAUCGUUACAGCAGGCGUUUGCUGGGGGCUACACCCCCGCCUGGGUUUGUAUUUGGAUGGGGGCUGGGUGUAUGGUGGGCGUGGCUUGGGGGGAUAGUGGGGUAAGUGGGCGGGGCUUAUGAUAGGGCCGGCUUGUCAGUAUAAGAUCGACCAUGACGUCGCCUAAAAUCCUGGACUGAUUUAAAACUGUGCUUUUUUUUUCUCUGUUGAUCGAUCCAAUUUCCUAUGUAUAUCUUCUAAAGUAUGUGUAUUUUAAAUUUAAAAUGGGAAAGAAAACCCUAUGGGAAACACUAGUUUAAAAAAAACACAUCUUCGUCUUGAGAUGACUCUGUUUAUGUUCUUUGGAAUAUUUGUGUGCUUCGUCUUCUUCAUUUUUGUGAUUCUUUUAAAUGAAUAACUGUACAGAAACAGUUGUGGGGUCUCCACACUCCUCACACACCAUGAAGGCCAACGAUACUGGCACCGCAGACAACUCCAUGACUUUGUUGUGUUUGGUUAUGAGACAAUGGCUUUUAGUUUUUCUUUUGCUGUAUUUAAAAAAGAAAAAAAGGAUGUCUUUACAUUUGACCUUCAUCCAAUAUGUCGCUUAAGAGGAUAUUGUUAGUGGCUCGGCUCCGUCCGACAUCGGAUAACGACAGCGUUGGUCGGAGAUCCGUCAGAGCUGGGUCAAAACGGUCUCUUUGUUAAUUAUUCAAACACACUUCAGGAGGGGGCUGACUGAACCUGCUCCGUAUCCACAGAGCCAACGUCUCUCUCUCUCUUUCUCGCUCUCGCAGAUUUUAUCCGCCACUGCAAUUUUCUGGCUGAGAGGGUCGCAGAAAGUGUGUUUUUCUCUUAAGUAUCAACACAGCAGUAUUAGUACGUUUCAUUGUAAGGUGCCUUGGAUUAAAGCCACCAGAUAAUGUAUAGAGUUGUAAAGUGAUUUAAAUGAUUCCAGUUUGACCCAGUUCUGUUCAGACCAUGUGAGCCACCUCUGUGUUUCUUUAUUUUUUUUUAUCAAUGGAACUUUUACUUGAAAAAUGUGUCUACUGUGUUCUACUGUAAAUGGAGAGAAAUCAAUUUUCGGUUGCUUUGGUCCUGAUGAUCGGGUGAUGAGGUCGAUGUAGGGAGAGUAUCCUUGGAAUAAGGUGUUUUAACUCUGUUCUAGCCCACUAGGCCUGACGGGCCGUACCGGUGAUGAUUAGAUAUAAUACUGUACAUAGAAGAUGAUCGAUUGAAGAGGUUUAUGCAAGGCACUUGGAAAGAUUUUUAGCUUGAUGUCAUUUUGAUCCUUCCUAUGUCAUUUUGUUUUUCCUCCUCUUUACUUUGUUCAGGUUUCUUUUACCAUCUAUGUCGAAAGACCAUCGGACUGAACCACAUGCAUUCUGUACACAGAGACAGAGAGCGAGACAAUGAGUGGUGGUGUGAGACACUCCCAAGAGGUCUCGUGAGUAGCUCUGCCAUGUGUGUGUGGGGGGGGUAUCUGUUAAAUAUAGGUCAACACAGCCAUAUUGGCCAGAAUAAGGCAAGUUUUCGAUGCAGAGAAUGUCACAUUUAGAGGAGAGGAUAUUUAGCCUCUCAUCUUAGGGCCGAGGGGCAGAACCAAUCAGCACUGGGCUCGCCGUUUCACCAAGUUGAGGUUAAAUGGGUGUACCAUGCAUGAAUACGGGCAUUUCUGAUAGAAAGAAAAAGCUAAAAUGUGUCAAUAAUGGCAUUCAAUACCAAAUAAAAGAGAAUAUAAGCUAUAAUAUAGAUUCUACGAUAGAAUAGUAAUUUAGUUCAUUUAUGAUGUUCACAUUUGAUAGCCAUUUUGAAACCCACUUGAAAAGGGUUUAAGUGCUUAUAAUCCAAGCUUAGCUGCUGGUGUGAAGCUUGAAUUACCGACUAUCAACUUAAAAAAGAAAAGAAAGAAAAGGCCCUUUUAAUCGCUUUGGAGCACCUAGGAGAUUUAAACUUGAUUUGAUCAGUAUUGACUGAAUAAUUCUUUCGAAGAAACCAUGGAUCAUGCGUGUGGAUAUUGUUACUGUAAAAGCACAGUAUUUGGACCGUGUUUAAAUCCUUCAAUGAACUGAAAAGUUCUCAUUUAGUGUUUAUGAGAAGAAAGCGAACAUCCUCAUCCAUAAUCAUAACUGUGUUGUGUUGAACCCAGGGCAAGGCAAGGGAUGUUUCAUAUUUCGAUAUUAAUGUGCAAUAUUUGGACUGGCGAGCAGCGUUUACUGAAGAUGGACUCGGGGAUGUAUUAUUGAUAUUAAUUCAUGAAUAUGUUAUUUAUUUAUUUAUUGGUUCGUUCUGCUGUGCGAGCCAUGUGAUGGCACGCUUCUGUCACACGGAAACGGUAGUGUCACUAUGAUGUCAUCAUUCAGCCAAAAUGGAGGACACCGCUGGUGAGAGAAAUAAGUGAUAGUGGAUAUAGUUACGCAGUCAACAUUUCUGGGUGAAUUUAAAUAAUAAAGACUAUAACUACA
Molecule: messenger RNA, 7820 nt
Organism: Gadus morhua (Atlantic cod)
Lineage: Eukaryota; Metazoa; Chordata; Actinopteri; Gadiformes; Gadidae
Product: KIAA1549-like a
Source: RefSeq, a predicted model, not a curated record